AAAGCACAAGCAAAGGCAAAAAUGGAGGGCGUCCCUCCUGGUUACCGUCUCAACGUUGGCAUUUGCCUCAUCAACUCCAAUAACCAAAAUUUUCUGGUAGUGAUUCUUCUGUGGGAAUUGUGUGAAGAGCCCAAAUCUGCAGCCAUUAGAGAAUUGCGAGAAGAAACUGGAAUAGUGUCUGCUGAAAUUAUUGCUGAGGUUCCAAACUGGUUGACUUAUGACUUCCCUCCAGCUGUGAAGGCCAAAGUCAAUCGUCCCUGGCGAGGUGAAUUUCAUGGGCAGGUACAAAAAUGGUUCCUUAUGAAACUAACAAAAGAUGAGAGUGAGAUCAACCUAGCUAGUGGUGAAGCAAAACCAGAGUUUGCUGAGUGGAAAUGGGCAAGCCCGGAAGAAGUUAUCGAGCAGGUCGUGGACUACAAAAGGCCAACGUAUGAGGACUUAGUAACAGAUGUUUGGAUCUUUGAUUCAAUUCAUUUUUUUUUCUUUUGUUACCAAACCCAGUGGUCCAGAUUUUUGUUUCUCCCACCAAAUGACAAAUGGUAG
Molecule: messenger RNA, 543 nt
Organism: Juglans regia (Persian walnut)
Lineage: Eukaryota; Viridiplantae; Streptophyta; Magnoliopsida; Fagales; Juglandaceae
Product: nudix hydrolase 25-like
Exons: 6
Coding region: 22-543 (173 amino acids)
Biological process (GO): nucleoside phosphate metabolic process; ribose phosphate metabolic process
Cellular component (GO): chloroplast
Molecular function (GO): guanosine-3',5'-bis(diphosphate) 3'-diphosphatase activity; bis(5'-adenosyl)-pentaphosphatase activity
Source: RefSeq, a predicted model, not a curated record